AUGCCUGAUCCCAUGGAUCCCGAGUCGUCCGACAGCGAUGUCUCGGUAGGCGGUGGGGAUGAAUACAGGCUCGCCAGUCCCCUGACAGCGCCGAUUCCUCUGCCUCCUCCGGCGUCCAAGCACGCUCUGGAAUCACCGGACGCGGUCCAGGCGCGGCUUGACGAGCUGCAGCGCGUCGAGGACCACAACGUCAAGAAGUAUGACCUCCUCAGAGCCAAGCGCAGUCGCAAGGAUGAGAAAAUCCGCCGCCGUCGUGAAUUUCAAGACCAGAAAUGGGCUGCUAUCAUCGAGGCACGUCGACGUAGAGACGCCAGAAUCGAAGCCCGACGUCGGAGAGAAGAUGCUGCUUUCUCCCAAUUUGAUCAUGAGCUAGAAGAGGAAGAGGGCAAUCUUCGACGUCGUCUGAAGCGGCUCAAACGAGGAUUGCCGCCCGAUGAGUCUCCAAAGCCAGGCGGCCGAAGUAUUUCUUCAUCGUCAAUGUCUCCGCCAGGACCGGCGCUCUCAACACUACCACCUCCCCCGAAACGUCAUCAGGUUGGGCCCCCUGGCCAGCCGGAUGCCAUCAAUCCAUCUCAGUCGAGGCCUUCACCGCAACCCAGCUUCCCUAUCUCGACCAAAGGCCCGUUGCCGCCGCCUGCACCGGCUCCGUCUUAUUCCUUUGCUCGGGAUUACAGCUCCUCAUAUCCACGGCCAUACCACCACUCAUCCUAUUCCACUACCCCGACCAAUGCUUCUCCGACGGUAGCCAACAAUGGGCCGGGCCAUCUUCCACAGCCAUCUUCUGAUCGGAUACAAUUCAGCCAUCUAGGCCGGCCAGCCUCUCCUCUUUCGAGAGCAUUUCCCAGUACGGUCCCCAGUAACCAAUCACCUGUAACUCCAGCAGUAAACCCCAACCCUCCCAGGCAAAUAUACGAUACCCGACCACCACCACCCACCACCGCCUCAUCUGGCUUUGCUUCCGUCAACGCCCCACCGCCACCCCCGCCUGCCUCGGGGUUCGCCACCAUUAAUGCUAGGACGACCGAUACGCCGCCAGCCUCCCAUGUCCCUCUGACUAGGCCACCGAACGAUGGGGACGGCAACAGAACGCCGAGUCAAACGAACAACGUGAUGGAGAACAAUCGCUUCCACCCGUACCCAGGAGCGAUGGGUAGCGCCGCUGUCACCCCUACUAGUGGGACCAGCACGAAACGGACCCCUUCGACCACCCAUCCGUACCAGAUGUCCGAGGCGUUCGCAAAUCGUCACCAUCACUGUGAAAGGGUGGACGGCCUCAACCGUGGCAUCUGGACGUCUUAUGGCAUCGGAGGGACCGCUGACAACCCCACAGGCCCUGCAGUUGAGAUGUACUUGCGGUGCAAUCACGAUGGCUGUGCUCGCAUCGACUGGCGUACAGUGCACGGUCUUCAAUGCCAUAUUGUGAAGAAUCACGAGCAACCAAAGGGCACGAUCGGUAGCCUUGAGAAGGCGCUCGAGAGAUAUGGCGUCCCCGUGAGAGAGGUCGAAGACUUCGAACGUGAGCACGGAAAAGGCGCGGCCGGGACCAUGGCAGAUCCGAAGAACCUAAAAAUGAAGCUCAAGACUAAAAUCCAAGACUUCAGCAGACGGGGCACACCUGGUCCAUACGGAGUUGAUCCGGACGCGAGACCCGCCGGAUACAGACCGAGUCCAACCGCGACAGACGACAGCCCUACAAUGUCCGAUGGGGUCAAAAAGAGCCCGGACACCGCCACCACCAAUGGCCACUACACUGGUGCCUCGACCGAUGGCGCUGGAAGGCCAACAGCCCCUCAAACCGCGUCCACGCCCCCAGCGAACGGCUUUACUGCGAUCCGACCGAGCUGGAUGGGUGUUACUACCCCGUUAGCGAUGGCGGCCAAGGUGGAGCCAGAACCGAAGAGCCUACAGGGUGAUUUCGGCACGUCCGCCGCUGCAAAGGAUGAACAGGCACAGGGUCCGCAGACGGGUGUCACGAAUGGAGGGAAUUUUUCCACCCCACCGACAACUGUCGCCACUACCUCUCCCCGACCAGAAGGCCCGGCGACGGCAACAACUGAUGGUACGGUAUCCGCGGUCACCAAUCCCAACCCACCUGUACCUGUUGCAGCGCCAGAGCAGGUCACCCCUCUGGAUGAGCCACAAGCCCGUCCUGCCAAUGACGAGGAUAAAAAGGAGUUUGGUGACCCGCCCCCCAUUCAAGAGCCAGUUCAGCCCAAGACAAAGGAUGGAGACGUGGAGAUGAACGGAGUGGACGAGCAUAGCGAGGAGAAAGAAGAAAAGAAUGGCCUCAACGGCGAGGUCAAAACGGAGGACAAGUCCGAAGCCGGCAAGGUUGCGCAGCCUGAGGAGAAUCCAGAGAGCCGACCCGACACGAUUGAGAUUGACAUGAAUGCCGGCAAAGACACCAGCGGGCCAACCACAAGACGAUCCGUCAUGCAGUCUCCGUCCAUCACCACGAGAUCACUCGCUGCAACCACUCCUGGCAGUGGAAGACGACCCAGUCGGCGCUCCAGUGCGGCACGGAAAUCUGUGGAUGUUGAGGGCGACGCUGGCAAGGCUGCACCUACCAGUGAGGAUGGCGACAAGGAUGAUAAAGAUAGCAAGGAGGAGAAAACCGAAAAGCAAGAACCGCGACGAUCACUGACUGGACGUGUGCUCCGACGGGGGACGAGGUACUAG
Cladophialophora carrionii CBS 160.54 is the source of this 2679-nucleotide messenger RNA. RefSeq lists its product as uncharacterized. The record is from RefSeq and is a predicted model, not a curated record. Lineage: Eukaryota; Fungi; Ascomycota; Eurotiomycetes; Chaetothyriales; Herpotrichiellaceae. The transcript is spliced from 2 exons. Bases 1 to 2679 code for a protein of 892 amino acids.